CCUGCCUUUGUUUUGCUAUUUUCGCUCAGCUCAGUGUCAAGCUAGCAGUCCGACUGUUACCUACUUAUCGUAAUCUGAUAAACGGUUCGUUUUCACUUUUCUUUGUUUUUUCCAGUCGUGCUUAUUUUCUACCGAUCCAGCCGCAAGGAUCCCCCUCUUUCUGUGUCCUGAAUAAGAUGGUCGUUUUGACAAAUAGCAAUGAAGAACAGGAUUAUAUCCUGAUUGAGGAGCGUAAAUGCACCUCCCUGCCCAGUUCUCCUGCCAAACGAGUGUCUCCCUCCAAAAAGAAACAGUUCUACAUCAACCAAGCCAUUCGCAACUCUGACCUCAUACCUCGACCCAAAGGCAAGAAGAGCCUGCGUCGACAGGAGAACACACGUUUUCUCGCCAAUCUUCUUGAGAAGGAUGAAUGCUCCAAAGAUGAUCUGGAGGUUUGCAGUAACCCUGCCAUCCCGUCGAUUUUCACCGAGGCCUGCACCAACGGGAACUACGUAGAGCCAUGGAAUGACUUCAUGAACUGCUCCGGCGAGGAGCAGGAGAGGCUUCUGUCUCUGCUGGAGCAGGAGGACGCCAAGAAGAAACAGUCCACCCGACUCCUCAAAGACCAGAGGAAUGUAAAUCCUGCCUUCACUGCUCAGGACUGUUUUCAGAGGAUCGAUCGGAGGCUUCGAGUCACUCUGAGACGCAAACAAAUCCCUCUGGGGACUCUGGAAGUACUUGAGGAAGACCUUCUGACGUUUUUCAACGCUCAGCCGCACUCAGUUUACACAACCAACCUCCGCAGCAGUUUUGAGCGUCUGCUGCUCCACGCCGUCUGCCAGUACAUGGACCUGGUCUCUGCAAGCACUGACUUCCAGGGUUCACGUCAGACCGAAGUGGUGAACAAACAGCAGGAGUUCCUUCCUCCUGCUCUUCUGCUGUCGGCCUACCUGGAGCAGAUGAGCUGAGAGGAGGACUGACUCUGCCUCCACAGGGCGCCGCCGCAUCCAGACGCUCUGGGAGAUGUAGAUAAGGUCUGCAGUCUGUACGUAACGUCCGCCACGCUCGGCCUGGCCUUACCAACAAAGCUGCAGAACACCUGCUUCCAUUGUCCUUCAGUUUGUCUCUGGUUCCUGGUGUGAAUUUUCCAUUUAUUUGCUCUCUAGUAGAUUUUAAGGAGUGAUAUGACAAUGAUGAAAGCCGAGUUAUCAGCUGUUAUUAUCACUGCCAUUAUAGCCCCUUUUCCACCAGAUUCCCAGGAACUUUUAUUCCCAGGAAAUUAUUUACUAAAGUAAAAGAAUUCCUGGUAAUCUGUGUGGUUUGUGUUUCCACCCCAAAGUUCCUGAAAAUGUGUUCAAAUCAGGCUUGGUCAUUUCAAAUCGACCGCUGCUUGAAGUCCCGUUGAAUUUCUUUUAAACGUAUUU
Sphaeramia orbicularis (orbiculate cardinalfish) is the source of this 1403-nucleotide messenger RNA. It is a transcript of the gene r3hdm4, whose product is annotated as R3H domain containing 4. Gene Ontology annotation, molecular function: nucleic acid binding. The record is from RefSeq and is a predicted model, not a curated record. The transcript has 8 exons. The coding region runs from base 177 to 947 and encodes 256 amino acids. Lineage: Eukaryota; Metazoa; Chordata; Actinopteri; Kurtiformes; Apogonidae.